Molecule: messenger RNA, 1519 nt
Organism: Rubroshorea leprosula
Lineage: Eukaryota; Viridiplantae; Streptophyta; Magnoliopsida; Malvales; Dipterocarpaceae
Source: the annotation of a GenBank genome assembly
GCCCCUCGCAAGCUCCUGCGCUACGUAAUUUCAUCUUUUAUUUCCCCUAAUAUAGACUCCGAGAGAACCCAAAUCAAUGGAGAUAGAUUCCGUGGAAAAGCUCAAGGGUCUUCAAAUAACUGCCCUGGAUGACGAAGAAGAAGAAGAGGAGGAAGAAAAAGCUCAAGAAAUUGAUAUCUACGACGAGGAGGAGGAAGAUGAAGAAGAGGAACAAGAACCCGUGAUUCUAGGCUUCGUCGAAAAGCCAGAGCACAGUUGGUCCCUUCUCCGGCAACAAUUCCCCAGCAAGGCUGGGGCUGUUCCGGCUUGGUUGGACCCAGAUAACUUACCAUCCGGGAGAUCUUGUGUUUGUGAUUUAUGUGGAGAGCCAUUGCAGUUUCUGCUUCAGGUUUAUGCACCAUUAGUUGAGAAGGAGUCAGCUUUCCAUCGAACAGUAUUUGUGUUCAUGUGCUUGUCAAUGAAUUGCCUUCUUCGAGAUCAACAUGAGCAAUGGAAACGUCAACCUGAGAAAUCAUCUCGAAGUGUGAAAGUUUUUCGCUGCCAAUUGCCUAAUGUUAAUCAUUUCUACUCAAGCGAACCCCCAAAAGGCAAUAAGACUGACAAACCAUUGACCAGUGGAGCACCACUAUGUAAUUGGUGUGGCACUUGGAAAGGAGAUAAAUUCUGCAGUAGUUGCAAAAGUGCACGAUACUGCUCACAAAAACACCAGGUCAUGCACUGGCGUGCAGGUCAUAAACCUCAGUGUCAGCAGCUGAGCCUUUCUCCCCAGCCACCUGAGUCUAAUACCUAUAAUGAUGGAACCACAGGAGUAAAUGAAAUGAAAGGCAAAAUUCUCUUACUGAUUAAAUGUCUGUGUUUUCAAACAGCAGUUGCCAGCAAAAGUCUAUGGCCAGAAUAUGAGAUGAAAAAUGAGCAUGAAAGUGAAUAUGAAACAGAGAUGUCUGAAGAUGAUGCAUGUGCCAAUAAUUCAUUAGUGUCUAGGAGUGGGAUGGAUGACUCAAUGAAGUCCCUUUUGGAUAGCUUUGAGGGAGAUGGUGACAGAAAGAGUUGGGCUUCUUUCCAAGAGCGCAUAGCCAAAGCCCCUGAGCAAGUCUUAAGGUAUUGUAGGAGCCCUAAAGCUAGACCUUUAUGGCCCAUGUCAAGUGGUCGCCCAUCUCAAACCAAUAUUCCAAAUUGCAGCUAUUGUGGUGGUCCUUUGUGUUUUGAAUUUCAGAUCUUGCCUCAGCUGCUUUAUUACUUUGGUGUAAAGAACGAUGUGGGUUCUCUUGACUGGGCAACUAUUGUGGUGUACACAUGUGAAGCCUCUUGUGAUGGUGUUGGUUACAAGGAGGAAUUUUCCUGGGUACAGCUGAGUUCACCAUCUCCUAAUCUCCCUUGAUCCCCUUGUUUCCGGCGCUUUUGUCCCUCUUAUUUAUUUUUUCUUUCUCGUCUUUGCUUCCUCAAUCUUUUGGUUGGUGUGGGCUAUCUUCUUAAAACACAUGCUGAUCUUCCUUGAACACAAUGAAACAAAUGUAUACUA